CGCAGUCGCCGCCGCCGCCGCCGCCGCCGCCGUCCCGGGGCCGCCGGAGCGGCCGCACCGGGCGAUGCGAUGACAACGUCCACCCUGCAGAAAGCCAUCGACCUGGUCACCAAAGCCACUGAGGAGGACAGGGCCAAGAACUACGAGGAGGCACUGCGGCUGUACCAGCACGCCGUGGAGUACUUCCUGCACGCCAUCAAAUAUGAGGCUCACAGCGACAAGGCCAAGGAGAGCAUCCGAGCCAAGUGCGUGCAGUACCUGGACCGGGCGGAGAAGCUGAAGGAGUACCUGCGGAGCAAGGACAGGCACGGCAAGAGGCCUGUCAGAGAAGCACAGAAUGACAACAAGGGGAGUGACAGUGACAGCGAGGGCGAGAACCCUGAGAAGAAGAAGCUGCAGGAGCAGCUGAUGGGUGCCAUCGUGAUGGAGAAGCCCAACGUGCGGUGGAGCGACGUGGCCGGGCUGGAGGGAGCCAAGGAAGCCCUGAAGGAGGCCGUGAUCCUGCCCAUCAAGUUCCCACACCUGUUCACAGGGAAGCGCACGCCCUGGCGCGGGAUCCUGCUCUUUGGGCCACCUGGCACUGGCAAGUCCUACCUGGCCAAAGCCGUGGCCACCGAGGCCAACAACUCCACCUUCUUCUCCGUGUCAUCCUCUGACCUGACGUCGAAGUGGCUGGGGGAGAGUGAGAAGCUGGUGAAGAACCUGUUUGAGCUGGCGAGGCAGCACAAGCCCUCCAUCAUCUUCAUCGAUGAGGUGGACUCGCUGUGCGGCUCCCGCAACGAGAACGAGAGCGAGGCGGCCCGGCGCAUCAAGACCGAGUUCCUGGUGCAGAUGCAAGGUGUGGGAAACAGCAGCGACGGGAUCCUGGUGCUGGGUGCCACCAACAUCCCCUGGGUGCUGGACUCGGCCAUCAGGAGAAGGUUCGAGAAGAGGAUCUACAUCCCCUUGCCCGAGGAGGCGGCGCGGGCCCAGAUGUUCCGGCUGCACCUGGGGAACACCCCGCACUCCCUGACGGACGCCAACAUCCAGGAGCUCGCCCGCAAGACCGACGGCUACUCGGGGGCCGACAUCAGCAUCAUCGUGCGGGACGCCCUGAUGCAGCCCGUGCGCAAGGUGCAGUCGGCCACACACUUCAAGAAGGUCCGUGGCCCCUCCCGCACCACCCCCGGGGCCCUCGUGGAUGAUCUCCUGACGCCGUGCUCGCCCGGUGACCCUGGGGCCAUCGAGAUGACCUGGAUGGAGGUGCCCAGUGACAAGCUGAUGGAGCCCGUUGUGUGCAUGUCAGACAUGCUGCGCUCGCUGGCCACCACCCGCCCCACCGUCAAUGCCGAGGAUCUCCUCAAAGUGAAGAAAUUCACGGAGGACUUUGGACAGGAAGGUUGAGGAGGGCAUGGGGGGGGGUGUGGGGUUGGGGCAGCUGCAGGCCCUGCUGUGCCCCCCUCCCCGGCCGUGCCAAACCGACUCGUGUUCGCUCACUCCUGCCCCACUGCACUGCGGGGACGCGGCCCGGGGGUCACACUGCGGGGGGGGGGUCUGAGCAUGGCCUGGGCGGCCGGGUCCCUCCCCGGCUGCGCUCCACUCUUCUUCCUGCUCUUUUUUUUUUUUUAUUUUUUAACUUAAUGCUGCUUUGGGUUCUGUCUUGUUUAUAUGAAAAUAAAAACAAUCCGAGUGCUUCA
Molecule: messenger RNA, 1676 nt
Organism: Vidua macroura (Pin-tailed whydah)
Lineage: Eukaryota; Metazoa; Chordata; Aves; Passeriformes; Viduidae
Gene: VPS4A
Product: vacuolar protein sorting 4 homolog A
Exons: 11
Coding region: 70-1383 (437 amino acids)
Biological process (GO): vacuole organization; endosomal transport
Molecular function (GO): ATP hydrolysis activity; ATP binding
Source: RefSeq, a predicted model, not a curated record